Messenger RNA from Meloidogyne enterolobii, 295 nucleotides. The record is from the annotation of a GenBank genome assembly. NCBI's taxonomy places the organism in Eukaryota, Metazoa, Nematoda, Chromadorea, Rhabditida, Meloidogynidae.
AUGGUUUAUUCAACAAAGAAAAGAGAUCGAAAGUUGAUCAAGUCGUUUGCAGAAUUCUUCUCUUCAUGUUUAUCGAGGGGCAUGCUGGACCACUUAUUGCUAGAGAAAUACUUGGUGAAAUAUUUGACUACUACAAAAGAAAAAUUGUUAGUUUUGUGGAUUUUAUAUAUGAUAGCUAGUUUGUUCAAUAUAUAAUUUUCUGACUUAGUUGUACUUAUAAGUUUACGUUUUAUUCCUGUUAUAACUGGGCCUUUUGUGCAGCGAGAUUUAUUUUCUGGGAGCCAAGCUUUAUUAU